Amaranthus tricolor (Joseph's coat) is the source of this 3086-nucleotide messenger RNA. RefSeq lists its product as uncharacterized. NCBI's taxonomy places the organism in Eukaryota, Viridiplantae, Streptophyta, Magnoliopsida, Caryophyllales, Amaranthaceae. Gene Ontology annotation, biological process: developmental process involved in reproduction. The transcript has 10 exons. The record is from RefSeq and is a predicted model, not a curated record. The coding region runs from base 2012 to 2908 and encodes 298 amino acids.
GCAAUAAGUUCAUGGUUUAUCUUUUAAUUUUUUUCUUUUUUCCUUAAAUCCUCUUCUAUCUCAUUUCUUUUUUCUGACAUGAAAAGCAUCACUUAUUCCCUUUCUUCUUCAGCAAGUAGUAGUUCAAUAGCUGAUUUUAGAAAUAAACAGCCCAAAUCAGUAACUGAAUUGUGAAAACAGUAGCUGAUUUAUUUCAGAAAUAAAUAGUUGAAAACAGUCCUUAAAAUGCUCGAUUAUUGAAACUUUUGAAAUCAAUACAUGAUUUCAAAAUCAGUAGCUUUAAAAAGCUGAAAUAUACUGAUUUCAAAAAUUAGUAGCUGAAAACAUUACCAAGACCAGUAGCUGAUGCCAUAAACCAGUAGCUUUGGUGUGAAAACAAAUAGGAGGGAAUGAACAAUCGAGAACAAGUUUAAACGGAUGUUCUCUUCAAUGGUAGAUUUGGCAGCAGGAGUGAAUGAAUGUAAGGAAUAAGAAGUGAAAAGGUGUUAGUGGUUGAAGUAAAUGUUAAUCAGUAAUUUUAGUAAAAAGGUAAAAAAAAGAAAAUUAAAAAUAGCUAAUUGGUAGUAGGUGAUUUAACAACAUUCUCGGUAAAAUGAAACAAAAAAUGAGAUUAUUCAUGGUUAAUCGAUAGUUGGAAUCACUGUAGGUGUAACAUUUGAGAAAUUAAAUGCUAUAUUUGUUAUGCUUUAGGAGACGACAUCAUCGAGGAGCCCUUCUAGUGAUCGCGGAGUACCAGACUUAGCUUCUUGAAGCGUUCUUUUUGAUCGAAACCGGUUGGGAAUAAUGGAUUAGUGGAAGUGAUUAGAGGUUCCAAGGAUGUUAUAUUGAGCUCAGCAUUGUGGGAAUUUUGUAGUUUUGUUAGGUUUUUGAUUAGACUUGGUUGUGUUGGUUACAUUGAACUUAAGGUGAUCUGUAUGUUUACUUUGUGUUUUAGUUAGAUGUUUGGUUUGAGAAUUAUUUGAGUUAGCUACGAUAGAGAUCUGGUGACCUUUUUUCUCAUGUUUUGGAAGUGCGUCUUAAGUUUCUUGGGAAAUAAACCCCGUGAUGACCUUGUUUACUCUGUUAACGGUAAAACGGGUACAGUAGGAAAUUUUGAAUAAGUUGAAUUAUUCUGGGUAAAUUUUUCUAAUUUUAAAAUGAUCAAUUAGAAAAAUAGAUACAUUAUAUGGAUUCGUCCCAGAGUAAAGCGGUUUUAUACAAAACUUGUUGAAUUUUAUUUAAAUGUGUAUUAUUUAUUUUAGCCUCAUCUGUUUCAACAAUGGUUUGCUUUUUUUUUUUUUAAAAAAAAAAAUUUAAUUCAUAAACUUAUUUUAUUUUUUAUUUCAUUUGCAUAUUUCUUUCAUUUACUUAUAUUUUUAUGUUAUUUUUUAACUAUAAAUUAAUAUUCAAACUCCCAAUAAAAUGAAUAAUUUCAUAGCAAUAUACGGAGUAAUUUAUAUACUCCACGUGUGUGUCUGACUAAAAUAAUAAUAUUGACAUAUAAUUUAAAUAUUGUUUUGAAAAAAAAACAUGUAUUAUCUUGAUUACAUGAAACAUGAGUUAGAUAAAGAAGGUGGUUGAAGCAUAUAGUCAUGUUGAUAUUGUUCAUAUAUUUUUACACUCUUGAUUCUACAGGGUUGGUUAGCUACAAGUAUAGUAUAGCCGUAAAGGUGUUCUCAAAGUAAUUGUAAAAACAUGAAGUAUUAGGUAGAAAAGUAAAAUAAAUUUGUGAUUGAAAUAAAAAAAAAAAAAAUAAUAAUAAUUAUGGAUGAGAGUUUAAAAAGAAAGUAAAUGAUAACAAAUAAAAAUAUAACAAUUCCUAACGGAUUAAUUAAAAUGGAAUAAUCCACUAAAAAAAAAUUAAAAAGGAAUACUAACGAAACGGAAAAGUAAUUUCUAUCUUCAUGCGAGUAUCUCCUAAAUUUAAACAUCUCAAGUAUCGACUUUCCCGCGUCGAAAAAUUCUUAAACUCUUUUCAAUCAGAAAAAUUUCCACUGAAUUUCUCACCGGAGCUCCGAUUAUCGACGCCCAGAUGGAAACGUUAUACAUUAAACUUUACAAAAAGUACUCCAAACUCAAGGAUGCAAAAGAUCACGAGUUAGAUCAAGCUAACGUUGAACAAGAACUCAAAUUCGUAGAGUUUAUGUCUGCUGCAGAGAAUCUAAUAAAGCAUUUGAUGGAUGAAAAUAAGAGGCUGUCUGAUAACAUUGAUGAACUACGGAAAGAUGUUGACUCAUUGAGAAAUGCUAAAGACGAACAAUAUGAUGAUUUUCAGCAGCGUUUGAUGGAAGAAAAACAGAAGAAUCAAAAGUUAUCUGCCGAGGUUGAGGAGUUACGCCAUUUGCAGCAAGAAAGACCACAUUCUUGCAAUAGAACUGAUGGGCUUCUUGAGCAAAAUAUUAACAAAACGCAACAUAAUUUCUCCUCGUCGUCCGGUCAAUCCAAUGAAUCAUCCAUGAGAAUGACUAGGAAACGUGCCAGACUUGCGAUGGAGACUAAUUCUUCCUUUAGCCCUGCACCAGUGAGUCCUCAAGAGUUGCCAAUUACGAAGGGAACAAAAUCAAAUCAGCAAAAAGAAGCUCCUCUUGCAUAUUCACAGCCAGAGUGCUGUCAAAGUAGCAUCGAUAAUGAAGGUUCUUGCAAAUGCCUGUUUCAAAACUUUGUUGAGUGCCUAACUGGCAUGAAAGUCUCCAUAUUUAAUCAGCCGGAGGGAAGGGGUAUACACGCAGUUCAUCAGUCCAGUGGAUAUUCAUUUAAUUUGACAUGGCUGAACAAGGUUUCCUGGGGUGAAGAGUUGUUGUGCCAUGUUACCUCCUUGGGAACGUUUGCUAAUGUUGCUCCUGAGUGGAUGCAAGAAGAUAUCAUCUUCAGCAUGAGCAUGUGCUCCAUUUUCUUUGAGAGGUUAUGUCGUUUCAUCAGACACAGAUGAUUCUCGGUUUCAAUAUCAGUAUCCACAACAACACCGUUAAGCUUUGUGUAAUUUCUGUCCCCGUGGCAAUAUUUAUAUGCGUUCAAUGUGAUGAAUGUAAUAGAACUUGAGCGUCUUAAAAAGUAGUCGAACUCAUGUAAAUUUUUUCUACUUCUAGUGCUUAAUCCUACUUCGCUUU